CAACAACGGAACAAUUAAACAUGUACUCCAAGGUGAUCGUCUUCUUGUGCGCCGCUGGCAUCGCAUCUGCUGGCAACCUCCUACACGCCGCACCGCUUGCUUACAGCGCUCCGGUUUCCUCUGUGUCCUACUCUUCACAAACAACAUCCCAUGGUAGCCCGGUUGCUACUUACGCAGCUCACUCUGCACCUGCCAUCACUACCUACUCUGCCGCUCCAGUAGUGAAGGCAAUUUCACCAGCUGUUUCAUACUCUGCUCCUGUUGCCUAUGCAGCCAGCCCCUACACUACCUAUGCAGCUUCACCCGCUGUUUCUUAUUCCUCAUUAGCCCAUUCCGGUCCCGUCACAUACUCAGCUAGUCCAAUUGUAACAAAGACCUUGUCUUCUCCUGCUGUGUCCUACUCUUCGGUCGCAAAUCACCUUUCACCUGUGACCUACUCUGCCAGCCCUAUUGUGGCCAAGACUUAUGCAGCUCCCGCCUACACUACCUACGCCGCUGCUGCUCCUGCCAUAUCUUCGUACGCUACCGCUCCCGUUCUCAAGUCCGCCAUCUCAUACUCAGCCGCCCCAGCCGUGUCUCACGUCACCUACACUGGCUUAGGAGCUAGCUACGGCUGGUAA
Nymphalis io (European peacock) is the source of this 620-nucleotide messenger RNA. Its product is annotated as cuticle protein 16.5-like. The coding region runs from base 21 to 620 and encodes 199 amino acids. NCBI's taxonomy places the organism in Eukaryota, Metazoa, Arthropoda, Insecta, Lepidoptera, Nymphalidae. The record is from RefSeq and is a predicted model, not a curated record. The transcript is spliced from 2 exons.